Messenger RNA from Leptomonas pyrrhocoris, 497 nucleotides. RefSeq lists its product as hypothetical. The transcript has a single exon. The coding region runs from base 24 to 497 and encodes 157 amino acids. The record is from RefSeq and is a predicted model, not a curated record. NCBI's taxonomy places the organism in Eukaryota, Euglenozoa, Kinetoplastea, Trypanosomatida, Trypanosomatidae.
GUGAUAUCGAGCCAACAAGGGAAAUGGACAAGACACCCCAUUUUUCCCGAAUCAAGGAGACACCGGAGACGCUCAACCCAGUCACGGGUCGGAGCAUCUACUAUGGCAUGCGUCCAUGGCGGUGCGACGACCGUUUUCAAGACUGGCUCAAAGCCUUCACUUGCCUCGACGGCGUCACCGUGCAAUACAAUUUACUGAAGCGUUUCUUCCGGUGCGCCCGUUCCGAUGAAGGCCAGGAGCCGAUCGACAAUUAUCAUCGUCUGGGCCGCGGGGAGGUGAUGUAUUACGUGGAACGCUAUCAGAGUCGUAUGAUGCGGACCGGCGUGCUAGAGACGUACCCGUAUGAUCAAAACGAACUCCGCCGCAUCGCAGAGGAGGACGGGCUAAAGAUGCGCGUUUGGCGACACCAACGAGAGCUCGAGCUGGAAUCCAAAGAAGGAAAAAUUGACGAAGUCAUUCACAUGAACGUUAUGAAGCGCAACAAGCCGUCAACGUAG